AUGUCCUCAAAUCCAUUCAUCGUCUCUUGGUGGCCAUUGGCUCUUGCAGAUCCAGCAUUGUUCCAUGUUUCUAUACAGACGGCGUCAUUAGAUGAAGAGAGGCGUGCUCAGAAAGGCUUCCCUAUAUCAGAACUUCUCAUGGUGGAUUCUGUAUCUCUAAUACGGAAGAAGAUAGGGAGUUCGUUGCUGGCGAUCCAGGAUGAGACAUUGAACUCUGUUGUCACCUUGGCCGCCAUUGAACAUGGAAAGGGGAAUAUUGACGCCAGUAGAGCGCAUAUAGACGGGGCGAAACGUAUUGUUGGGAUCCGAGGUGGACUUGAUCAAGUGAAGCAAGUAAGCCCUUUGACCGCGAGGAUGAUUGCUUGGGUAUCGUUGCUCGUCACAGGCUCCCCUCAAUAUGCAAUACAGGACGACCUUGGCAUUGGAGAUGGAGUUGCUCCAACACUGCAAUGGCUUCUCGCAUCGUCCUUCCUUGAGAUCCAAGACCCUGUUGUUGAUGCUCUCCUCCUCGAUCGCGAGAUAGCAGAUAUUCUGACUCGCUUGCGUGGCAUGUUUCACCAACCGAACGCCUUGAGUUUAUUGGGUACCGAACUUCACGAUCUUACAUGUUUCGUGGUUCACAAGCUUUUGCUCAUUCCGCCACUCAGAGACUCGCCUCAAUCGGAGUGUCUGCGAUGCGCCAUAACACUCUACAUGCUCAUCAUACAUGGCACAACUUAUUAUACGCAUACAGAGUUGGCAAACAGGAUCAUUCAACGUCUCAAGGGCCAGCUCCAACCUUUAGCGGGUAAAACGGGCAGUGUCUUCUUCGGUUCCUUGCAGAUCUGGGUACUCUCAGUCACAAUUGUCUCGGCUACGGACCCAACAGAUAUACAAUGGCUCAUAUACGCAGCCAAAAUUGCAGCAAAUGCCAUGGAUUUGCAGUCUUGGGAUGAUGUUAUUGUCCAUCUACAGAAUAUUCUGUGGCUGGAGACAGAGCGCGCAGAAGUGUUCCGACAACAGUGGGAAGCAAUUCUGACAUGA
Messenger RNA from Fusarium subglutinans, 1023 nucleotides. RefSeq lists its product as uncharacterized. Lineage: Eukaryota; Fungi; Ascomycota; Sordariomycetes; Hypocreales; Nectriaceae. Bases 1 to 1023 code for a protein of 340 amino acids. The record is from RefSeq and is a predicted model, not a curated record. The transcript has 3 exons.